CGUGAUGUUGCUUGGCAGAUUGACGACGUUGAAGAUGGCGGACAGGCUAACGCAGUUACAAGAUGCUGUCAACUCACUUGCUGAUCAGUUCUGCAACGCAAUCGGGGUGUUACAGCAGUGCGCUCCCCCAGCCUCUUUCAGCAAUAUUCAAACAGCCAUCAAUAGAGACCAACCAUCGAACCCUACAGAAGAGUAUGCCCAGCUGUUUGCUGCUCUGAUUGCAAGGACAGCCAAAGACGUGGAUGUGUUGAUUGAUUCUCUACCUAGUGAGGAAUCUACGGCAGCACUCCAGGCAGCCAGCCUCCGUCAGUUGGAGGAGGAGAACCAUGAGGCGGCUGCUCGGCUGGAGGAGGUUGUGUACCGCGGGGACGUGCUGCUUGAAAAGAUCCAGAGCGCCUUGGCGGACAUCGCUCAGUCCCAGCUCCGCACCCGGAGUGGAGCUCCCAGCCAGCCUUCACCUCCGGAGUCAUGACUACAGGGGGACUGAUGAGAUCUGGACUCAUGGACUCUUCUGAAUGAUGUGUGCCCUUCUGUAAUUUGUACAGUUUGUAAAAAAUAGUGUAACUUUGGAUUUUUGUACUUUUGCCUUUUGGUUUACAUUCAUGGAAAGUUGCCAUCAAGUGUGUGUGUGUGUGUGUGUGUGUGUGUGUGUGUGUGUGUGUGUGUGUGUGUGUGUGUGUGUGUGUGUGUGUGUGUCUGUGACAUGACUGUCAGUUUGUUAACAAUUUCAUCUUCACAUUCACUUACUGAAUGGUCAUGUCAUUACUGCACCACCUGCAAUUUAGGAGCAAUUGUGAGAAAAAUAAUAAAAUUGUAAAAAAAAAAAUGUAAAAAA
Messenger RNA from Alosa alosa (allis shad), 835 nucleotides. RefSeq names its product mediator complex subunit 21 (gene med21). The record is from RefSeq and is a predicted model, not a curated record. Gene Ontology annotation, molecular function: transcription coregulator activity. Gene Ontology annotation, biological process: regulation of transcription by RNA polymerase II. Bases 5 to 472 code for a protein of 155 amino acids. Gene Ontology annotation, cellular component: mediator complex. The transcript has 4 exons. Lineage: Eukaryota; Metazoa; Chordata; Actinopteri; Clupeiformes; Clupeidae.